GCCAAGAAAAUUCUUGGAUUAUCUAAUCCCAAACGUGUAGCCAAUUUUUUGCUCUUACGUCGUCCUAAUCUUGGCACAUUGAAUUGCGUGUCCAUCCCUAAUCAUACACCCCUUGCCACCUCUCUUACUUGCACUUAUUACUCCUAUUCCUCUUCUUCUUCUUCUUCCUUGUUUACCAUUUGUACCAAAAUUUCAGCUGUCAUUUUAAUUCCCCCUAUUAAUACUCUACGACUACUAUUACCUAAUCUAUAUAUAGCAUUCUACUAUUACUCUUUCUCUCUACCACAUAGCCAAUUUGACCUUAAUUUUUCACAAGUAUCAUUAUCAACCAUGGCAGAAAAUUCUACUACUCAGCUAAAAUCAGAUGCUAUAUUUGACCAAAUGAAACUUCAUCUUUCUACUGAUGCUGGCAAGGAACUUAUCAAGAAAAUUGGCCUUGUUUACCAAAUCAAUAUCGCUCCUAAGAAAAUAGGAUUCAAUGAGAAGGUGUAUGUUGUUGAUCUGAAGAAAGGAGAAACAAAAGAAGGGCCAUAUGAAGAUGGGAAGCCUGAUGCAACUUUUUCAUUUACUGAUGCUGAUUUUGUGAAGAUUGCCACUGGGAAAAUGAAUCCACAAAUUGCUUUUAUGAGAGGUGCGAUGAAAAUUAAGGGCAGCAUAAGCGCAGCACAGAAAUUCACCCCCGACAUUUUCCCAAAGCCUUCAAAGAUGUGAACAAAUCUGCUACUAUGUCAGUAGGGAAACACCGUUCUAGAUUUUUUACUUUUUAUGUCACCAACAAUCAACUCAUAUGAUAAAGAAUUAUGGACGUUUUGAAUUUAUCUGUCAGUUCUCCCAUAUAAUUCCGUGUCCCUGUAAUGAUGUAACAGAAUUCUGGGCGUUUCUUAAUGGAACUGAAAUAUAAUUGUUCACAUUUUACUGUGGCA
Capsicum annuum is the source of this 923-nucleotide messenger RNA. RefSeq names its product sterol carrier protein 2. NCBI's taxonomy places the organism in Eukaryota, Viridiplantae, Streptophyta, Magnoliopsida, Solanales, Solanaceae. Gene Ontology annotation, cellular component: cytosol. The coding region runs from base 331 to 711 and encodes 126 amino acids. The transcript is spliced from 4 exons. The record is from RefSeq and is a predicted model, not a curated record.